Messenger RNA from Doryrhamphus excisus (bluestripe pipefish), 4407 nucleotides. RefSeq names its product RecQ helicase-like 4 (gene recql4). Gene Ontology annotation, cellular component: chromosome; cytoplasm; nucleus. Lineage: Eukaryota; Metazoa; Chordata; Actinopteri; Syngnathiformes; Syngnathidae. Gene Ontology annotation, biological process: double-strand break repair via homologous recombination; telomere maintenance. The record is from RefSeq and is a predicted model, not a curated record. Gene Ontology annotation, molecular function: four-way junction helicase activity; ATP binding; nucleic acid binding.
UUGCCUAACUGACGUCACUAUUGUGUGCUACGGCUUCAACUGAAGAGGUGAAAUUAUUUAGCUUGGCACACGAUAAAUACAAUUUUAGCUUUCGCUGAUAAUGUAGACAAAAUGUUAUGACAUGACGGUUAUUAUGGAUCGUUACAACGAGGUGAAACGUUUGCUGAAAACUUGGGAGCAGGGAUUUGUCCAGCAGCACCAGAGGAAACCCAGCAAGGAGGACAUUGACGAAGCCCCGGAGGAGACCAGGAAUCUAUAUAAAGAGUACCGCAGUUUGAAACAAGCCGGAGAGAACAGCAGCAGCAGUAGUAGUAGUAGUAGAAGUGAUGCUAGCAGUAAACACCCAGAAUCAGGCCAGAAGGAGGCUGACUGCUGGGGUUCCCAUCUGAAUCGCAGUGCAUUGCCAGCAUCCUCGCCUCGACUGACAGCCCUGGACAGAGACAGUCUGAAGGCCUCAGCACAGUACUAUGGGCUCAAACUCAAAAACAACCUGGCAACAAUGCCUCACAAGGAGAGACCUGUCUCUUUAAGAACAUCAGGUCGUUUGCCUCCGAACUCCUUCAAGGAUGGUGCACAGGAGACCAAAUCCACCACCACAUCCUCUCCCUUUUCACCAAGUAGACAGGUGAAGCCUGGCCUGGGAGCACUGGUUUCCAGUCAGCUCCAAGCGUUGGAGCCUGAAGAGCCCUUUGAAGCUGCCCAGGAGCCGCUCGGUUCUAACCCAGGAAACGAUCGCAGCAGGACGGGUGCCAGCAAAGACGUGGAGGCUUCUUCUGCAGACACCGGAGAAGACUCGGGGUCUUCACGUGGAGACCUCGGCGGCGCAGCUGUCGGCACUUGGCCCGCGUCAAGUGACACCCCGCGCCCUCUCGGAGGAUUCCGAGUGGGAAUGGCUGCGGGUCCGAGGCCUUCCCCUGCCAGCAGGCUGAGCUCUGUCGACAAGAAGUGGCUGGAGAGGUGUCAGGUGUUUGGAGAGAUGGGAGCUGAGGAGAGACCUGGAGCUGGCAACCAGGAGAGAGAUCUGCUAGUGGGAAAGAAGGAUGGGAAAGACGUAGUGGGAAAAGAUCUACUUGUAGAAGAAAAGACACUGGAGAGAGAUGAGAGUAAAACUCCUGAUCAACAUUUCACUAAAAAACAGGAAAGCAAGACCGAGGCACACGUGACACCACCUUCAACACCAGAUGAUCCUCCUCCGUCCACGUGUGCUAAGAAGAGCAGGAAGAGACAAAGGGAAGGAGAGAUGACACAAGGAGAGGAAGGAGUCAAAAAGAGAAGAAGAAAUGCUAAAAAGAAUGAGGAGCGGUGGGCCGGGAAUGCUGACGAAGGGAACGGGAAGACAAGAACCAAGAGGAGCAAGAAAAAGGGCAAAGAUGACACCGAUGACGCAGAGGAAGAAGCUAAGAUCCCAAAGAAGGCGCCUCAGGAGAAUCUGUUAGGAGAAAUGGAGGAAGAAUAUGUGGCGAAGAGAUCGUAUCACGGACAGUCUGCCAGAGCCAGAGGCAACGCUGCUUCAGAGGGCAACUUUGUGAAGAUAAACCUGAAGAAGAAAUCUCACGUCAAAGGAUACGCACUAAGAGGACUUGCCCUACGCAAACAACUGUACAUGCAGAAGUUCCAGCUGAAAGGCGAACGUUUCGGCGGAGGCGGUGGCCAUUUUGGCCGAGGCAGGAGGGGCGGCUUCAGGGGAGGCCACAGCCGCCCGAGCGACACCUGCUACAAGUGCGGGGCCACCGGACACUGGGCCAUCCACUGCAAGGGACCGGCUCCGCCCCCUCCUGUUGUUGCGGACACGCCUGCUGAGGAGGAGCCCUUUGAGCUCCCCACCUUGGAGGAGGUUGCCAGGGCGACAGGAACCCUGCAAGCCCAGCCAGAGGCGCAGCAGGAACAGCAGGACACGGACAACAAAGACGAAGCUCUGCUGAACGUGAUUCGACCCGACUACGAGCGGCCGCCGCCUCCGCCGCCCAUGGAGCCGCUGUACGGCCUCACGGACGAGGGCAAAGUUCAAACAACACCAGACGAGGUCUUCACUGCUCUCCAGGAACUGGGCUACAGCUCCUUCAGGGCUGGUCAGGAGGAAGCCAUCAUGAGGAUCCUGUCAGGUCUGUCCACCCUGGUGGUGCUGUCCACGGGCAUGGGCAAGUCCUUGUGCUAUCAGCUCCCAGCGUUCCUGUACGCCAAGCGAUCCAAAUCCAUCGCUUUGGUCAUCUCGCCGCUGGUCUCGCUGAUGGACGACCAGCUGUCCGGCCUGCCCGCCAAGCUGAAGGCCGCCUGCAUCCACUCCAACAUGACCACGAAGCAGAGAGAAGCUGCGGUGGAGAAGGUGAAGACGGGUCAGGUGUGCGUGCUGCUGCUGUCCCCCGAGGCCCUGGUAGGAGGGGGCGGCUCCGGAUCCGGGUGUCUGCCCGCGGCGCAGGAGCUCCCCCCUGUGGCCUUCGCGUGCAUCGACGAGGCGCAUUGCGUGUCCGAGUGGUCGCACAACUUCAGGCCCUGCUACCUGAGGCUGUGUAAGGUUCUGAGGGAGCGUUUGGGCGUGCGGUGCCUGCUGGGACUUACCGCCACGGCCACGCUGUCCACCGCGCUGGACAUAGCUCAGCACCUGGACAUCCAUCACGAGGACGGCAUCGCCGUGCGCUCGGCCGCCGUGCCCGCCAACCUGCACCUGUCUGUGUCCAUGGACCGACAAAAGGAUCACGCGCUGGUGUCCUUGCUGAAAGGCCAUCGCUUCGGUUGCCUGGACUCCAUCAUCGUCUACUGCACCAGGAGGGAGGAGACGGCUCGCGUGGCGGCGCUGCUCAGGACCUGCCUGCAGGGGGUCCUCCUGAAGGAAAACACAGACAUCAGCAGCCGAGCUCCGAGCAACCCGGCCGGGCAGAAGAAGAAGGACCUCGCCAGGAAAAAGAUCCGCAAGCCUCUGAAGUGGCAGGCCGAGUCCUACCACGCCGGCCUCUCUGCUUCGGAACGCCGCCGCGUUCAGAACAACUUCAUGUGCGGCCAGCUGAGGAUCGUGGUGGCCACCGUGGCCUUUGGCAUGGGCCUGGACAAGUCCGACGUGCGCGGGGUGGUUCACUACAACAUGCCCAAGAGCUUUGAGAGCUACGUUCAAGAAAUCGGGAGAGCUGGCAGAGAUGGCGAGCCGGCGCAUUGUCACCUCUUCCUUGACCCCGAGGGCAUGGACCUCCACGAGCUGCGUCGUCACAUCUACUCGGACACGGUGGACUACUACACGGUGAAGAGGCUGGUCCAGAAGGUGUUCCCUCCCUGCAAAUGCAAACAGAUACACCAGAAACAGCAGCAACUCAUCAAGGAGGACGUGGAUGACGCAGAGCUGCUGGAGAUGAUGGAGACGUGUGAGCGGGAGAGCGGCCAGCAGGACGCCAGCCGUCCUGAGAUGACGGCGGAGGAGGAAGCCGUGGAGGAGGUGGAAAGCAAAGAGUGGCCCGUGGAACGAGUGUGUCACACUCAUGAGAGAGCGAUUCCUAUCCAGCAGACGGUGGAGGCUCUGGACAUCACCGAGGAGGGGGUGGAGACGCUGCUGUGCUACCUGGAGUUGCAUCCUCAGCGCUUUGUGGAGCUUCUCCACUCCACGCUGUCCGUGUGCCAAGUCAGCUGCUCCGACGGACCCCGACAGCUCCAGAGAAUCACCAAAAUAUGUCCGCCCGUGGCCGUGGUGCUGGCCAGGCGGCGAAUGGCCGGCGAGCGAGUGGAGACGUGCGACCGGCUGGAGUUCGACGUGGUGGAGGUGGCCGACAGCAUGGGAUGGCAGCUGCCUCUGGUCAAGCGGGGGCUCAGGCAGCUUCAGUGGAGCUCGGUCGGCGGACGGAGCGGCGUCCACGUGGAGUUCUCCUCCCCGUCUUUCUACUUCCGUUCCUACGGCGACCUGAGCGACCAAGAGCUGGACCGAGUGUGCCACUUCCUGCACGAGCGCGUGCAAGACCAGGAGAGGUCUCGGCUCUACCAGCUCAGCGCCUGCUUCAAGGCCUUCAAAAGCGUGGCCUUCCAGGACGUGCUGCCAUGCGUGGAGGAUUUGGACCGGGCUCGCAGUCUCCAGCUCAAAGACCUCCUGUCCGACUACUUCGAUAAGAGGCGGGACCGACACCUCGCCCGGCAGCCCCCGGACGUGGAGGAGGGUCUGGACCAGUACAAGCUCCUAGAUUGGGAAAGUCAGAUCAGGGCAGACAUCAGGAGCUUCCUGUCCACGAGGAGUGACGAGAAGUUCUCGGGGAGAGCCGUCGCCAGGAUCCUCCACGGCAUCGGAAGUCCGUGUUAUCCGGCUCAGACGUACGGCAGAGACCGACGCUACUGGAGGAAGUACAUCCAAUUUGACUUCAACCAGCUCAUCAAGAUGGCCACCCAGGAGAUCAUACGCUUUAAGUGAACCCUCACCUUUAUGUCCUUUAUGCAUGU